This is a messenger RNA of Medicago truncatula (barrel medic), 1134 nucleotides long. Its product is annotated as putative F-box protein At3g23260. Gene Ontology annotation, molecular function: protein binding. NCBI's taxonomy places the organism in Eukaryota, Viridiplantae, Streptophyta, Magnoliopsida, Fabales, Fabaceae. The coding region runs from base 1 to 1134 and encodes 377 amino acids. The transcript has a single exon. The record is from RefSeq and is a predicted model, not a curated record.
AUGGAUGUGUGUGCAGAGAGAAUGAAUUGGUCGAGUUUAACCUCAGAUUUGCAGAUAGAGAUACUAGUUCGUCUGCCAGUAAAAUCGUUGAUGCGUUUCAAAUGUGUUGAAAAAUCAUGGAAUAUUCUGUUCAAAACACCCUAUUUUGUGAAUAAGAGGAGGCGGCACAAUUCUGAAAACGAUAAGGGCCAUAGUCUCAUGAUCUUUCCCAGACCCAUUGAUUUCAGGCCUCCCUACAUCACCCUUCUCUCCUGUGACGGUGGAAGCGCUGAUGAGGAACUCGUCCAAUUCUCCUCCCUCUUUCCUGGUAAUAGAUCCAUACUCAAGAUUGAAUCAUACGGCAAUUGCAAUGGUGUUUUCUUUUUAAAAGCUUUUUAUUGGAAUUCAACAAAUCCUGGUCAAUUGAUUCUAUGGAACCCAACAAUUAAACAGGUCCACCUUAUCCCCCCUACACCCUCCUUCUGUGACUCUAAAUAUGAUGAUUCCUUGUAUGGCUUAUGUGCCUUUAACGACAGUAAUAACUUCAAAGUUGUUAGACUUCAACAUGAUGUUGUCGUUGGAAAGCCGAUGCUUUUUGCUUCAGGAGCAGAAGUUUAUGAUCUAAGCACUCAGUCAUGGACCCCUGUCCAUCACCCUCCUCCUAACCGGAUCGCAGUUCAUUAUAAUCCUGCUUAUACACUAUUUGUUAACUACGUUUAUUAUUGGAUUACAACCGUCAAUUUAUUUACUAUUUCAAACAUUCUUUGUUUUGACUUUUGCAACAAUCAGUUUCACGAACUCAAAGCUCCGUGUAUUGCUGUUGAACAUUCUUUUGAAAACAUCGUCGGUAUCAAGGGUUCCCUGGGUUAUGUUUUGGAGUAUAAUCUUCCUAGUCCUAUCCAGUUGGAAAUUUGGAUUAUGGGUCAAAACGGGUGGGUCAAACAAUACAACAUUGGUCCAGUUGAGUGGACAUGUUGUAGACGUAGGUUUUGGAAGGAUGUCGAUCAAGUUUUUGGAGGAAAGGUUGGACAGCUGCUGACUUCAUAUGAAGAUCAAGGCAACUCGCAUAGCGAAUCUCAAACUUAUCUAUUAAAUUUUGAUACAUGUUCAUGGGGUCGUGAGUAUUUGGAGAGCAUAACUCCCUUGUCAACCUAG